AUGCCAGGACUCAAGGAGCACCCUCAACUUCUUCCCAAUAUUAUAAAGGACCAGACCACUGGUUCUGCGGGUAUUGUUGCAGGGGAACUUGCCGCAGAAGAGCAUCUCAUCAGUGAUCAACAAGAAACCUCUCAUAGCUACGGCACUAUUGAACUGACGCAAGAGGAAUGCGCCGAUUACAAUGGUUACGCUCUUCCACCCACACAAUUGCGGGUAGUGGUUCUGCUGCUCUUUUUGUGCUCAUUUUUGGCCGCUUUGGAUACUACUGUGGUUACAGCUCUUCUUACCAAAAUUGCCAAUGACUUGAACGCAAUCAGUCUGAUUUCGUGGAUUGCCACGGCAUACCUCUUGUCAUGCUCAGCGAUGCAACCCAUUUUUGGCAAACUCUCUGACAUCUUUGGUCGUCGAGCAAUGCUUUUCAUUUGCUGUAUCACAUUUGGACUUGGCUGUGCAAUGUGUGUAACAAAGUCCUUGACGAUGUUGGUCUUAGGUCGCUUUGUCACUGGCUUAGGUGGCCUGGGUAUGACCUGUCUUGGCACGAUUACCAUGUCGGACCUUAUCCCUCUCAGAGACCGAGGAUUCUAUCAAGGGAUGGCGAAUAUCUUUUUUGGUCUUGGCUCUGCCUCCGGUGGAUUCGUGGGUGGGCUUAUUUCGGAUGCAUUGGGAUGGGAGUAUGUCUUCAUUCUUCAGGUCCCAUUGGCAUUUUUGGCGGCCUUUGUAAUCAGGAAAUAUCUCAUUUUGCCUUCUGGCUCUCCUGGUUUGGGUGCAGUUGGCUCGAGCAUGCGUGCUAAGUUGGCGCGGGUUGACUUUUUGGGCUCUUUUCUUUUGGUACUGGCGCUUAUGUGUGUUCUUACUGCUGCUUCCAUCGGUGGAAAAGAUGUUGCUUAUUCGAGCCCCUGGUUUAUUGGCCUUUGCAUUGCAUCAUUUGUUCUCUUGGCUGCUUUCGUGUAUGUUGAAGCUUACAUUUCUGAGGAACCCAUUAUUCCGAUUCACUUGUUGGGAGAGCGUACUAUUAUUUCCCUGAGUUUGGCCAAUUGGUUCUACUCCAUGGGCGUUUUCACUUAUCUUUUUUACAUUCCUGUUUUUUUCUCUACGGUGAUGCAACUCUCGGGCACUCAAACAGGUCUUCGUCUUAUUCCUAACUUCUUUGCUGUGUCUGUUGGAUCAGUAGGUGCUGGGAUUUACAUGAAGAAAACUGGUCGGUACUGGAAAUUGGCCAUGGUGUUUGGUUUGAUUUCAGUUAUCGGCAUCAUCAGACUUUAUUGGAUCAACCCUCAAGCUUCCCUUCUUACGCAAUUUACCAUCAUGUUACCCCCUGGUUUUGGAUACUCUGUGAUGUUGACAAUCACUUUACUUGCAUUGAUUCUGGCGGCUCCGGCGAAAUACCAGGCCUGUACCACUUCGAUCCAGUAUACCUUCCGCUCUACAGGUUCAACCCUUGGUGUAUCAAUUGCUCUGGCUCUUUUCCAGUAUGGCUUGCGCAAAAACUUGCUGUGGAGAGUACCUGCAGUCGUUCUGGAUCCGGAACUAGCCAAGAAAUUUAUCGAGAAGGCAUUGGCGAAUUCGGAUUAUAUUUACAAAGCCCCAAAGUACGUUUCACAAGCGAUAUCCGACUCAUACUGGAUGGCGUGUCGCCUGGCGUUUGCAUUUGCUGUGGCAACAAUUACUAUGGGGGCAAUUUCAGCAAUCUUCAUGCGUGAAAACAAACUUCAUCUGACGGUCAAUCGCGAUUGA
This is a messenger RNA of Diutina rugosa, 1734 nucleotides long. RefSeq lists its product as uncharacterized. The record is from RefSeq and is a predicted model, not a curated record. Gene Ontology annotation, biological process: transmembrane transport; basic amino acid transport. NCBI's taxonomy places the organism in Eukaryota, Fungi, Ascomycota, Pichiomycetes, Serinales, Debaryomycetaceae. Gene Ontology annotation, molecular function: basic amino acid transmembrane transporter activity. Gene Ontology annotation, cellular component: fungal-type vacuole membrane. The transcript has a single exon. The coding region runs from base 1 to 1734 and encodes 577 amino acids.